CGAAGUCCGUGGUAGCGGCACGGUGGACUUCGGGCCUGGGCCGGGGAUCUCUGCGAUGGAAGCGAGCGGGGGCGAUCCGGGCCCAGAGGCCGAGGAUUUCGAGUGCAGCUCUCACUGCUCAGAGCUGUCCUGGCGGCAGAACGAGCAGCGGCGCCAGGGCCUCUUCUGCGACAUCACCUUGUGCUUCGGCGGUGCCGGAGGCCGCGAGUUCCGGGCCCACCGCUCUGUGCUGGCCGCCGCCACCGAAUACUUCACGCCCCUGCUGUCGGGCCAGUUUUCUGAGUCCCGCUCCGGCCGGGUGGAGAUGCGCAAGUGGAGCUCCGAGCCGGGGCCCGAACCCGACACGGUAGAAGCCGUUAUCGAAUACAUGUACACCGGGCGCAUCCGCGUCAGCACGGGCAGUGUGCACGAGGUGCUGGAGUUGGCCGACAGGUUCCUAUUAAUUCGUUUAAAAGAAUUUUGUGGAGAAUUUCUCAAGAAAAAACUUCAUCUCUCAAAUUGUGUGGCCAUUCACAGCUUAGCCCACAUGUAUACCCUGAGCCAACUUGCUCUGAAAGCUGCUGAUAUGAUUCGGAGAAAUUUCCACAAAGUAAUUCAGGAUGAAGAAUUUUAUACUUUACCUUUCCAUCUCAUUCGAGACUGGCUUUCUGACUUAGAAAUUACAGUUGAUUCUGAAGAAGUUCUCUUUGAAACAGUUUUGAAGUGGGUUCAGAGAAAUGCUGAAGAAAGAGAGAGAUACUUUGAGGAACUUUUUAAAUUGCUCAGGUUAUCUCAGAUGAAACCCACCUACCUUACUCGGCAUGUCAAGCCAGAGAGGCUGGUGGCUAAUAAUGAAGUCUGUGUCAAGUUGGUGGCCGAUGCAGUGGAGAGACAUGCUCUGAGAGCUGAAAAUAUACAGUCUGGCACAUUCCAGCAUCCCGCUUCUCAUGUCUCGUUAUUACCUCGCUAUGGGCAAAACAUGGACGUGAUCAUGGUAAUUGGAGGUGUGUCAGAAGGAGGGGACUAUUUAAGUGAAUGUGUGGGAUAUUUUGUUGAUGAGGACAGAUGGGUAAACCUGCCUCACAUUCACAAUCACCUUGAUGGACAUGCUGUUGCAGUAACAGAGUCCUACGUGUAUGUUGCUGGAUCAAUGGAACCGGGGUUUGCUAAAACUGUGGAAAGGUACAACCCAAAUCUGAAUACGUGGGAACAUGUAUGUAGUCUGAUGACAAGAAAGCAUUCUUUUGGCCUAACAGAAGUCAAAGGGAAGCUCUAUAGCAUUGGAGGACAUGGCAACUUUAGUCCUGGCUUUAAAGACGUGACUGUUUAUAAUCCUGAGCUUGAUAAAUGGCACAACUUGGAAUCAGCACCGAAGAUUCUUCGAGAUGUCAAAGCUCUAGCCAUCGAAGACCGGUUUGUCUACAUCGCUGCCCGCACUCCUGUGGACCGGGAUACUGAAGAUGGAUUAAAGGCUGUCAUUACUUGCUAUGACACAGAGACUCGACAGUGGCAAGAUGUGGAAUCCUUGCCACUUAUUGACAAUUACUGCUUUUUCCAAAUGUCUGUGGUCAAUUCAAACUUUUAUCAGACAGCAUCGUGCUGUCCUAAGAGUUAUUCUUUAGAAAAUGAAGAGGCAGUAAGAAAGAUUGCCAGCCAAGUAUCCGAUGAGAUCCUUGAAAGCUUGCCUCCAGAAGUCCUAAGCAUCGAAGGAGCAGCCAUUUGCUAUUAUAGAGAUGAUGUCUUCAUUAUUGGAGGCUGGAAGAACAGUGAUGAUAUUGACAAACAGUAUCGGAAAGAAGCCUACCGAUACUGUGCUGAGAGGAAGCGUUGGAUGCUUCUUCCCCCUAUGCCACAGCCACGUUGUAGAGCCACUGCUUGUCACGUGAGAAUCCCAUACCGGUACUUGCAUGGCUCACAGAGAUACCCUAUGCCUCAAAACCUAAUGUGGCAAAAGGACCGCAUUAGACAGAUGCAGGAAAUACAUAGGCAUGCGCUAAACAUGCGGCGAGUGCCCAGCUCUCAGAUCGAAUGCUAGGUUCUCUAAUAUGUGCGACUUGAACUGUUACACCUGUCUCGUGAGACUGAAGAUACUCAGACUGUUACUUGAAAGAGUAUGUCGAUAACUUAUUUUCUACACGGACUGAUUAUUAUCCCAUAUAAAGGAAGUAUAGUUAAAAAGUGAAGAAUGCCAACCCAAUUCAGUACGUGGUAAUUUUUGUUCACUUGUGAUAGUUAUGUUUUUGGUUUAUGUACGUGCUAGUUAAACCAGAUCUUAUUAAAAGACAAGUGGGAAAAUUAGGUGUAGUUACUCGGCUGUUUUUCUGCCAACGAGUUAUAUCACUUCUUUGUCUUAAGGACUUGUAUUUUGAACAUGCUUUAAGCAGCACCAAUUUUAUUUGCACAUUUACUUUGAUAUUCCUUUUUAUUUUUUCCGUAAGGAUCAGUUUAGACAAGAUCAGAAUUUAUGCAUUGAGCCCUCAUCUGCAGAAGGCAUGUGCAAUAGAGAGACUGAAAUUUAAAGAAAAAAGGCACCAUGUUUCGGCAAGAAGAUUUCGGAAUGUUUGCAUGAUAUUUGUCAUGUGUUUCUAGAAAUGCUGUUUUGCUCAUUUCUAGAGAAGGUGACUGAUGAGACAUUUGUGACUGGCUCAUGCAUUUUUGAAUAGCAACUAUUUAUAGACUUCACCCAUUGCCCUGAGAAAAUGGUAGCUGGCAGAAGUAUUGACCUUUUGCUGAUUGAAUACCAAUUGAAUACUGAGGAAGUUCCAUAGGUGAAAUUUGUGUCUCUAAGAAGAAAAGCAUUAUUAGUCUAAACUGAAAAAUAAAAGGCAUUUAAAAUUCAGAACUACAGUUUCAGGACUUGCUGGCUUAUUUGAGGAUAUGCUAAUGAGUGUAAAUAAUGCCUCUGACAAUCAGCACUCACCCAUUUUAACUUUUGCUCUAGUGCAUAUUGUACAGAAUCUUCCAUCAUUCCUUUCUACAAGAAACUUUUUCCGAGUGAGAAGGCAAUAACAAUUUAGAGAAAUGUUGCUAAAGAUAAGCCAUGUUAUUUCUGGCCCUGACUGAUACAAUAUUUUAUCCAGCUACCCAAGACUUCUUUUGGAACUUGCCUGAGCUUAGAAUACCAAAUUUGGGUGCAUAAUUUUGGCUCUUAAAGAUUUAUCACUGUAGUUAUCUUUUAUUUAUUUUUAUGUGUUCUUCUGAUUCUCUUAACUCCCACGCUUUAUACAAGUUAACACUCAGGUUGAUUCUUUUGUGCUCAGUUAACAUAAAGGACUCUCCUCCUGGUUGUUUGCAGUGUGGUUUCGGUGUAUUUUUGUUUCCUGAAGAAUGUCUUUACCUCCUUAGACAUUUUGGAGUACCAUUCCAAAAGUCAAACUGCAAGUGCAGUGAUUUUUUUUUUCCCCCUACUCCAUUAUAGUUAACCUUCUUACUAGUUGUGUGAUCAAAUGUGAAAAGUAAAAAAGCACAAGAGAUUUUGGUUCCCUAGUUGCUGCCAUACUAUUGCCAUUUUAGCCCUUGAACUCUAUACUAGGACUUUCCUGAAAUUCCUAAAUUAGUAUCCCUGCCUAGGACAAGAGUUUUUAGAAAAUGUGUUGGCAAUUUGCUUUAAACCCAUUUAAUUUAGACUGGACUGGGGGUGGGAAACUGUAAGUCUGUUUCUAUGUAAGAAUAUAUUUCCUUAGCCUACCACUACCCUUUUCUCAAUUUCUCCUUUGUAGCUAUUUCAGUAAAAGCCAUUUG
Tupaia belangeri chinensis (Chinese tree shrew) is the source of this 3720-nucleotide messenger RNA. RefSeq names its product kelch like family member 11 (gene KLHL11). Gene Ontology annotation, molecular function: protein binding. NCBI's taxonomy places the organism in Eukaryota, Metazoa, Chordata, Mammalia, Scandentia, Tupaiidae. The record is from RefSeq and is a predicted model, not a curated record.